This is a messenger RNA of Varanus komodoensis (Komodo dragon), 1645 nucleotides long. Its product is annotated as cytochrome P450 2F3-like. Lineage: Eukaryota; Metazoa; Chordata; Lepidosauria; Squamata; Varanidae. Gene Ontology annotation, molecular function: oxygen binding; oxidoreductase activity, acting on paired donors, with incorporation or reduction of molecular oxygen, reduced flavin or flavoprotein as one donor, and incorporation of one atom of oxygen; iron ion binding. The transcript has 10 exons. Gene Ontology annotation, biological process: xenobiotic metabolic process. Gene Ontology annotation, cellular component: intracellular membrane-bounded organelle; cytoplasm. The coding region runs from base 56 to 1561 and encodes 501 amino acids. The record is from RefSeq and is a predicted model, not a curated record.
GAGCGCUCUCGCCUCAGUGCAGAGCGAGCCUGCCAGCGACGCGGGUGACAGGAGGAUGGAGCUCUUCCCCGGCGGGAGGCCGGUCCUCGGCGGGGCCUUCGGCGUCCUCCUGGCGUUGGUGGGGUCCUGCCUGCUGUUCCUCCACCUCACCUGGAGAAGGAAGUUCGGCAACCUGCCCCCGGGGCCGCCUGCCCUCCCUUUUGUGGGCAAUGUGCUCCAGGUGGACAUGAGGGAGCUGAUCAAGUCCCUGAGAGAGCUCAGCAAGACGUACGGCCCGAUGUACACCUUCCACCUGGGCUCGCGGCCCUGCGUGGUCCUCUCCGGCUACCAGGUGCUCAAGGAGGCCCUGAUCGACAGGGCGGAGGAGUUCAGCGGCCGAGGAGACUUCCCCGCCGUCCAGAUGUGGAGCAAAGGCAACGGGAUCGUGUACGGCACCGGUGAGCGGUGGCGGCAGCUGCGCCGGUUCGCCAUCUCCACCCUGAAGAACUUCGGGAUGGGCAAGAGGUCCAUCGAGCAGCGCAUGAAGGAGGAGGCCCAGUUCCUGGUGGCCGAGUUCCGGAAAACCCAAGGCAAACCCUUCGACCCCACUUUCUUCCUGAGCUGUGCCGGGUCCAACAUCAUCUGCUCCCUCGUCUUUGGAGAGCGCUUCGAAUACACCGACAAGAAAUUCCUCAUGUUGCUAGACCUCAUCAACAGCAACUGGAAGCUCAUGAGCUCCACCUGGGGACAACUGCUCUUCACCUUCCCGAAGAUCAUGAGGCACGUCCCAGGGCCGCACCAGCAGAUCUACAAGAACUACCUGAAGCUGGCGGAGUUUGUGGGGGAGCGGCUGGAGAUGAACCGGCAGACGCUGGACCCGAGCGCCCCGCGUGAUUUCAUCGACUGCUUCCUGACCAAAAUCCAGCAGGAGAAGGGCAACCCCGACAGUCACUUCAACGAGGAGACGCUGUCCAAGACCACGGUGAACCUCUUCUUCGCGGGGACGGAGACGGUCAGCUCGACCCUGCGCUACGGGCUGCGCAUCCUCCUGCGGCACCCCGAGGUGGAAGAAAAGCUCCACGAGGAGAUAGACCGCGUCAUCGGGGUGAACCGGAGCCCCUGCAUGGAGGACCGGACGAAGAUGCCCUACACAGACGCCGUCAUCCACGAGAUCCAGCGCUACGCCGACAUCGUGCCCAUGGGGGUGCCCCACAUGCUCACGCGGGACGUCGAGUUCCGCGGGUACACUCUGCCCAAGGACCUCAACAUCAUCCCGCUGCUCUGCACGUCCCAGUUCGACCCGACGCAGUUCAAGAACCCCGAUUCCUUCGACCCGACCCACUUCCUGGACGAGAGCGGGCGCUUCAAGAGGAAUGACGCCUUCAUGGCCUUCUCCGCAGGCAAGCGCGUGUGCCUGGGCGAAGGCCUGGCAGUCAUGGAGCUCUUCCUCUUCCUCACCACCAUCCUGCAGAACUUCAGGCUGAAGCCCCUGGCGGAGCCCCAGGACAUCGACAUCACCCCGGAGUCCACCGGGCUGGGCAGCAUCCCGCGCCCCUACCAGUUCUGCCUCCUGCCCCGGUAGCGCGGAGCACCGGCCUGGGCAACGUGCCGCGCCCGUUCCAGCUCCGGCUCCUUCCCCGCUAGCGCUCGCCAGCCCAGCAGCCCC